This is a messenger RNA of Apis florea (little honeybee), 2910 nucleotides long. It is a transcript of the gene Galphas, whose product is annotated as G protein alpha s subunit. Gene Ontology annotation, cellular component: cytoplasm; heterotrimeric G-protein complex. The record is from RefSeq and is a predicted model, not a curated record. NCBI's taxonomy places the organism in Eukaryota, Metazoa, Arthropoda, Insecta, Hymenoptera, Apidae. Gene Ontology annotation, biological process: sensory perception of chemical stimulus; adenylate cyclase-activating dopamine receptor signaling pathway. Gene Ontology annotation, molecular function: GTPase activity; G protein-coupled receptor binding; GTP binding.
UAACACUUCACAAGACAGAUUGUUGGCCCCCGAGUUCGGAGUGAAUCUAUCGAAAAAUUUUAAACAAGAGAUCGAACGUAAGACAGUGUUGUGCAUAUCAUUGUAAGUUUUUUCGCGAAGAAAAGAGUGAUAAAAGUAUUAUUUCAAGAACAGGGCGCCUAAAAGUCAGGAUACGAACCUGAUCUAUCUCAAGCGCGGUGAGCCGCCGCGCUGGUGGGCCUAGCAGACGACAUGUUGGCUGCAGGGAGUACCUCGUCUCGGAUGUUUUGGUCGCGAAUUUCUUCGGGGAUUCUUGAGUGAGGAGAGUGAGCGAACGUGGUGAAAGUAAGGUGGAAAGAAAAUAAGACCACUCGAGGGUGUGUGCGAGAGAGGGCACACGGUUGGGUUCCCCGAGUGGUGGUUGUGCCGCGGUCGUCGACAAGAAGCUCGUGGAGAGGGGUAGAGACUAACGAGCGGCGGGGAGGGGGAACCCGGACGAGCCCUCGAAAAAUUGAGGAGUCAACGAAACGAAAAUUAGAAAAAGAAGAAAAAAUUUCGAAAAUUUCUGGUGCGUAAAGGUUUUUUUUGUGAGUCUAAGAACUUAGAAAGAUUAUCGGGACUGAAGUACGAAAAAGUUCAUGCGACUUAAAGAAAAUCAGUGCAAACUACUCAAUCGCGUAAAUCAUCUUCCUUAUUUAUGGGAGUUGUCGAUUCCACGACUUUCUUCAAUUUGCUCGAAUAAAGAGGUAGUAGCGCACCAGAGCCGAUCUAUUUUAACUUCUCGUUGUUCUGUCUGAAGGUAGGGGCUGUGUGGUGAAGCGAGGCGAGGUCGAGCUGUCGUAUACACGCGUACGAGUCCCUUCCUUCUGAAACGAUUUCGCGUGUGCCUCGUGUUCGCGGGCCAUCACAGGAGGCGCAUCAGACAGUGCACGUCAACCUAUUAUCCCAGUCCCGGUCUUGCUCCCACUCUCGAGUGUUCAUCGUGCCUCGUGUGUACUCUCUCUAUCACAACCUGCAGCGAGUAUUUCGCGGCCGGUUUUUCAUCAGUGUCAAACCGAAAAUUCGGAAGUGAUUCGAUUUCUUCUAUAUUAUCAUUAUUUUCUCAUUGUAUCAACAAGCAUUUAAUCGUGUUCAGUGUCAUCACACGAUUCGCUUAUUUUCGUUUAAGUGGAUCAAUUUAUUAUCGAGCCAGGUGUUACGACCCGUAAACGUCGCUUCCCCACGACAGAUUGCCCUCCUAGAAACUCCAGUAUUUAGCACCCAUACUCAAUAAAUCAUUGUGAUCCUAUCUUUUCUGUAUAUUCAUAUUCGGCACGCACAAGACAUCGAAGUUAGUGUGUUGGACCAGCAGCACUGUCGUCGAUCGUGUAUAGCUAUGGUUUCGCGGGUAGUGCGAAAUAGUGAAAAAAAAGUUGUGAAGUGAAUCGAGUGUAGUGUAAUUGAGAAAACAUCAAGACAUACAGAUGCGUAGUUGUUAGUAGUGUAAAAAGCGGAGAUAGUAAAGGGGCGACAAUCAGAAAAGGAAAAAGAUUAGCACAUAAGAGAAAGAGAGCGAAAGAGAGGAACAUUAUUAAGAAAGAGGGAAAGAGAGAUAGUGAUUGAAGAAGAGAAAGAGAGAGAGAUAGAGAGAAUUUGAUAGAAGGACAAAACUCGAGAAGUGGAGAAGUACGACACGGUGAUAAGUAUCGAGUGACAGACACGGCCGGAAAGAAGAAACGAACUUAUAGUAGGUAUACAUCGAAAGGAAGUGAAUCUCUACGAAUUGCGGUGAUAGAGAAUAUACUUAUCGAACAUUACAUUCACACGAGAUAAACACGCGUUGACGAUAGACUCGUUGCGCGAGUCUAUUCUCUCUUAUUCGGGAGUAAUAUAGUGGUGAGAUUGUCUUUCUCCGAACUGAAACAACAGAGAACAACAGAAGUGGAAGGGAAGAGCGAAGAGGGUGAGCCGCGCGUGUCUCUCUCGUGGUGUGUCAUGGGGUGUUUCGGCAGCCAGAGCAGUAAGGCCAGCCAGGAUGACAGCAAGAACCAGAAGAGGCGCUCGGAUGCCAUUACUAGGCAAUUGCAAAAGGAUAAACAACUUUACCGAGCUACUCACAGACUUCUUUUGCUUGGAGCGGGAGAGUCUGGGAAGAGUACCAUCGUCAAACAGAUGAGGAUAUUGCACGUGGAUGGUUUCAGCGAAGCGGAAAAGCGGCAAAAAAUCGAGGACAUCAAAAAGAACAUCAGAGACGCGAUACUGACGAUAACCGGCGCGAUGAGCACGUUAACGCCACCCGUUGCUUUGGAGGAUCCGGCGAAUCAGAGCAAAGUCGACUAUAUCCAGGAAGUCUCAAACUCCCCGGACUUCGAUUAUCCCCCGGAGUUCUACGAUAUCGUCGAAGCCCUUUGGAAGGACCGAGGUGUUCAACAGAGUUUCGAAAGGAGUAACGAGUACCAACUAAUUGACUGCGCUAAAUAUUUUCUAGAUAAGGUAGCCAUUGUUAAACAACCGGAUUACACCCCCACAGAACAGGACAUCCUCAGGUGUCGAGUCCUCACGUCCGGUAUCUUCGAAACACGGUUUCAAGUCGACAAAGUAAACUUUCAGUAAGUCCUCCACCGAUAGCUGCUCGCUUUACUCCAAUGUCGUCUAACUAUAUAUAGACGACGUAUUACAGUAACAUCGGCCGACGGUAAAUAUAACGCAAAGCAGCGACGCGCAUCUCAUCCCAGCGUAUAUAUUACAGCUAUAGACUUACGUGCUAUACGUGCAGCGAAAUCCGUUAGCCGCGUUAACGCCUCCACAACUUUAUAAUAUUUUCCCUUUUUGCCUUGUGGUCCCCGCCUACCUCUCUCGGUUAGAUCCUAUAUUUCGCGUUAACUUUACGAGGAGGAACAUUAUUUAUCGGUCCCUUGUACAAUUUCACAUCGUCAAAGUUAAAUUUGUGAA